Molecule: messenger RNA, 2957 nt
Organism: Drosophila miranda
Lineage: Eukaryota; Metazoa; Arthropoda; Insecta; Diptera; Drosophilidae
Gene: Tpst
Product: protein-tyrosine sulfotransferase
Exons: 7
Coding region: 272-1813 (513 amino acids)
Biological process (GO): peptidyl-tyrosine sulfation
Cellular component (GO): Golgi apparatus
Molecular function (GO): protein-tyrosine sulfotransferase activity
Source: RefSeq, a predicted model, not a curated record
UUAAGCUUUGGGCAAACGAACGAGGAGGAGGAUAGAGCCAACUAGAAGACCACUCACUCGUCAAUAAAAAGGCGACGACGACGACGAAGACGAGGGGUGUAAGAAGGAGCCACAAGCAGAGCCAAGGAGUCAGGCACCAGGCCCCAGGCCCCAAGUGGCAGGCGGCAGGCGGCAGGCGGCAGACGGCUGGAGUCGUUAGGGGCAAUUCAAAUCAAAAAGCAGUUAGCUUCAACACCUUCCAAGUCGGAAUAGAAAGAGAGUGAGAGCCAGGAUGCGAUUGCCGUAUCGUAAUAAAAAGGUCACCCUGUGGGUGCUCUUUGGCAUCAUUGUCAUCACGAUGUUCCUAUUCAAAUUUACCGAACUGCGCCCCACCUGCCUCUUCAGAGUGGAUGCCACCAACAACGAGCUGUCCUCCCAAAUGGUUCGCGUUGAGAAAUACGUCACGGAUGACAAUCAACGCGUUUAUUCAUAUAACCGGGAGAUGCCUUUAAUAUUCAUAGGCGGCGUGCCCAGAUCUGGUACGACGCUGAUGCGCGCCAUGCUGGAUGCCCAUCCCGAUGUGCGCUGCGGGCAGGAAACGCGCGUCAUUCCACGCAUCCUGCAAUUGCGCUCGCACUGGCUAAAGUCCGAGAAGGAGUCGCUCCGGCUGCAGGAGGCCGGCAUCACCAAAGAGGUCAUGAACAGUGCCAUAGCGCAGUUCUGUCUGGAAAUCAUUGCUAAGCAUGGCGAGCCGGCGCCCCGUUUAUGUAACAAGGAUCCGCUGACGCUGAAAAUGGGCUCCUAUGUCAUCGAGCUCUUUCCGAACGCUAAAUUCCUGUUCAUGGUGCGCGACGGCCGGGCGACAGUUCAUUCGAUUAUAUCGCGUAAGGUGACAAUCACCGGAUUCGAUUUGAGCAGCUACCGCCAGUGUAUGCAGAAAUGGAAUCACGCCAUCGAGGUGAUGCACGAACAGUGCCGGGAUAUCGGCAAGGACCGCUGCAUGAUGGUCUACUAUGAACAGCUGGUGCUGCAUCCAGAGGAGUGGAUGCGCAAGAUAUUGCAAUUCUUGGAUGUGCCAUGGAACGAUGCGGUCCUGCAUCACGAGGAGUUCAUCAACAAGCCGAACGGGGUGCCGCUCUCCAAAGUGGAGCGUUCAUCGGAUCAGGUUAUCAAGCCGGUGAAUCUGGAGGCGCUCUCCAAGUGGGUGGGCCAGAUACCGGGCGAUGUGGUGCGCGAUAUGGCCGACAUAGCGCCCAUGCUGUCCGUGCUCGGCUACGAUCCGUAUGCGAAUCCGCCGGACUAUGGUAAGCCAGAUGCAUGGGUGCAGGACAACACGUCGAAGGUGAAGGCCAAUCGAAGACUGUGGGAAAAUAAGGCCAAGCAAGUGCUCCAAAUGAAUCCCAGGUCGAGUGAGGACACUGAUAACGACAACCCCAACAAUAUAAUUAACACUAGCAACAACCACAACAACAACAACAAAAACAAUAAUAAUAAUAAUAAUAAUGAUAUAAACGAUAAUAAUCUGUACAAUAUCAAUAAAAUUAUACCAGUAGAAGAACAAGAACAGCAGCAGCAUCAACUGCCGAGACACCAUCAGGAGCAUGAGCAACAACAUCGGCAGCAGGACCAUCAGCAUCAAAAAAAAGAAUACGUUCGAGAAGAGGAACAGGAACAGGAACCGGAAGACGAACAACAAUUGUUGCAUCAAAAGCCAAAGGAUGUCAUUACGAUAAAGCAGCUGCCAUUACAGUUCAGUGGCAGCAUCAGCAACAACAAAAACAAAAACAACAACAAUAACCACAACAACCAGAAUGGCCCACUGGCGGAUACAUGAUAUCCGCAUAUACCCAUAAGACUGCCACGUGGCAAGCACUGAGAGAACGCGGAAACUUUGAUAAUGAUUAUGCUAACAAUGAGAGAUGUAUAUGUAGAUGUUGUUGGAUGAUGUGGUGCGCACAGACACCCAGAACACACACACACAAAUGCACACCAAUUUUAAAUUGUAUAAGCUAUACAGCAUAAAAGAUUACAUUUGGAUAUACAUAUGUGUAUGUGUAUGUAUGAUGUACAUGUACGUACAUAUAAUAAUGCUUUUUAAUGUUACCAAAUAUGAACGAAAAAACAACAGACAACAUUUUAGCCCCCAACAGAGUGCGUUUCAUGACAAAGAAUAGGAUAGACAUGGAAACAGAUUAUCCCAUAAAUGAUAAAUGAUAUGAUAAAUGUAAUAGCAUUGUAUUCUAUGGGAUGACACAGGCAUUAAUCUGUUCCACAAUUCGCUUAGACACCAUCUCUUACGUAUGUAUAUGCGAAUACACCAUUCCCUAAACUCUAUUCAUUAAUUGUCUUAAUAAGAAGAGUGAUAUUAUGCUUUAGUUUCACUUACACAGUUACAGACCAGGUUUAAAUCUACUUAAUUUAAAGCAAGGACUCCAUUGGACAACAGACUUAAUAUGUAUAAACUAGAACCACUUCCAUAUAACCACUAAAACCACUGGGCAGCAGAUCUGUGGACACUCUUAAGUCAUGAAACGCACUGUCUGCAUAGUAUAUCUACUCCGAACAAUCUAUAAGUUACAAAAGACCACCAACAGAAGCUGAAGAAGUGCAAGCAAAAGCUCGAAAUUGAUUGCAGGCGCUCACCGACCUCCUCUAUAAUAUAUAUAUAUAUAUAUAAAAUCUUUCAAUUUAGUUUAGACACAAUCUUUUGUACGCAUGUUUUUUGAGAGACUUAUAAUUAGAUACCAUUUUUUUGCAUAUUUUUAAUUGUGUAUAUAUGUAUGUACGAGUAAAUUAUAAAAUAAUUCGAUUAUUAUUUUCGCCCUACGCGUUUCUGAUCGAAAGAAUCUCUCGCGGUGGCUGAAUUUCGUCUUUGGACGUCUCUAGGAACCUUUAUAUUAUAAAAUAGGGCACUGUUUAUAAGUUUGCAUGGCGGGACAGCAACAGAUAUCUAUAAAUGUUACAUUUUUAAUGAAUGA